Messenger RNA from Chlorella variabilis, 2388 nucleotides. RefSeq lists its product as hypothetical. Gene Ontology annotation, cellular component: plasma membrane. The transcript has 17 exons. NCBI's taxonomy places the organism in Eukaryota, Viridiplantae, Chlorophyta, Trebouxiophyceae, Chlorellales, Chlorellaceae. Gene Ontology annotation, molecular function: protein binding. Bases 1 to 2388 code for a protein of 795 amino acids. The record is from RefSeq and is a predicted model, not a curated record.
AUGUCGGCGAUGGCUUCCAUCCUGCUCCUGGCCGUGGCCAUACUGCUGACGUCCAGCGUCGCCGCCGGCGAGGGCCGCCAGCUGACCUGCCCUCCCAGCAUCGUCAAAGACGUGCCCGUGGCCUGCUCCGACAGCGGAUCGGUGCUGGCGGACAGCAACGUGACGUACCGCUUCUUGAUUGAGGCAGCCUCCGAUCCCUUCGACCUGGUGCUCACCCUGCACACCCAGAGCGGCGAUGCCGACCUGGUGGUCGACACGCCCGGCGGGCAGCGCCUGGUCAGCCGCCACGGCAGCGGCGAGGACGUGGUGUUCAUACCGAGGGCCAAAGUGGCGGCUGGAGAGUACACGGCGGCAGUGCUGGGCUCCUCGGAGCAGUCCUCCUACAAGCUGCUCAUCCUGGACGGCCCCUGCUGCCGCCGCCCCGACUCCUGCGCCACCCUGCGCGCCGGCCUGCCGCCCGCCGCCCCCGCCGCCUCUGGCGGCGGCGCCGAGGAUGCAGGGGAGGGGGGGGAUGCCUCCUGGGACCUGUGCAACACGGGGCAGAACCUGUGCGACCCGCAGGGCCGGCUGCUGCACCUGGCGCUCGUCAACGAAUACCUGUCCUGCCCCUUCCCCACCGAGCCCUUGGCCGCCCUGGACCGCCUCACGCUGCUGGACCUGACGAUGAACGACCUGACUGGCAGCCUGGAGGAGGAUGUGGUGCCGGCCGUGAGGCGCCUGCCCGCCCUGCAGAACCUGCUGCUGUCGCACAACAAGCUGGGCGGGCGCCUGAGCUGCGACCUCGUCACAGACACGCUGGCCGAGCUGGGGCUGGCAGCCAACGAGCUUCAGGGCGGCAUCCCGGCCUGCCUGGUGGAGUCUCCGGCCAUGCAAGAGCUCUACCUGGCUGGCAACAGCCUGGAGGGGCCCCUGCCGCAGCCGCCCCCCGCCUCCAAGCUACUCAUCAUCUCCGCACACGGCAUGCGCCUCAGCGGCCCCCUGCCCGACCUCAGCGCCCUGCCCCAGCUGCAGGCCCUGCAGCUGCAGAGCAACGCGCUGAAGGGGGCGCUGCCGCCGCUGCCGGCCGCCAUGCGCCACCUGGACCUGGGGCACAACCAGCUCAGGCGAGGCAUGGGGGGCGGGAGCAUCCCGGAGCAGUGGGCGUCACUGCCCGGCCUGGAAGUGCUUCGCCUGCAGCACAACGCUCUGACGGGCAGCCUGCCGGCAGGCCUGGCCCGCCAGCCCGGCCUGGAGCUGCUGCUGCUCGGGGACAACCGGCUGGGCGGGGCGCUGCCUGCGGACUGGCAGGCGCCCCGCCUGCAGCGCCUCGACUUGCAGCACAACAGCUUGACAGGCACGCUGCCCGCCGUGCUGGGCACGCUGCCCUCGCUGACCGUGCUCCAGCUGGGCGGCAACCGCCUGGGCGGCGGCCUGCAGGUGUUUGCCGCGGGGGUGGCGGCCGCGGCAGAGGGUGGCGACGCGGGGCGGCGACGCGCGCGCGGCCCCCGCAACCGCCUACUGCUGCUGGCGCUGGCGGGCAACCGCCUCACGGGGCCCGUGCCAGAGGGGCUGCGCAGCCUGGGCCUGUUUGUGCGCGGCGGCGGCUUCACGCUGGUCGACGGUGUGGCGGUACCGGCCACGCUGGACCUAUCAAACAACCAGCUCAGCGGGCCCUUCCCCGCCUGGGCGGCGCAGGAGCUGGCAGACAGCCGGGCGGUGGUGGUGAGCAUGGAGGGCAACAGCGGCGGCAGCGGCGGCGGCGGCGGCGGCGGCAGCCUGCUGUCCUGCCCCACCGCCGACAUCCUGGUGCCUGCCGAGCUCAAGUACAGCCGCAUGAUGGGGCUGGAGUGCCUGGCGGCAGACGGCAGCGUUCAGCCUGUGGCGCAGUUUGUAAAGGUUGGGGAGCAGCCGCCGCCCGGCCUCGACCCUGAGCCCCAGCCAUCUGGAGGCGGCGGCGGCGGCGGUAGCGGCGGCGGCGGCAGCGCCAGCGGCGCGCCUGCACCUGCAAGCGCCGACAGCGGCGGCGGCAUGCCUGCCUGGGGCAUCGCCCUCGCGGUGCUGGGAGGGCUGGCGGGCGCCGCGGCGCUGCUGGCACGCGCGCGCUGCUACAAAGCCUACGAGCCCCGCUCAGACUCCCCAGGCGACAGCCCCACCGCAGCAGACAUGGUGUCGGCCAAGGGCCAGGCGGUGGCGCUGGCAGACCUGGGCAGCAAGGCCGGCGGCCUUCCCGGCAGCCUGGGCAGCAAAGCCGGCGACGGCGGCGGGCUGCUGGGGGCGUGGGGGGCCGGGAUCCAGGCGGUGGGGGCGGCGGCGGGGGGCCCCGGCGCGGGCGCCUCCGCCGCCUCCUCGGCAGCCGCCUUCUCAAUUGGCACGAAGGUGCAUGCCUCGGAUGGGGCCGACCUGGUCUGA